UCUCGGCGCGAUGCAUUCUGGUCAUGCGCAGCGCAGCCCCUGUCCUCCUGUAUGCUAGUUUGAUCCAUCAUGCAAACCUGAACAACAGUGUUGUUGGACUGAAACACAGCCUAAUGUGUUAAUUCAGGGGAAUCUGUAGCUAGCGACAGGUCUGGGAUGUCUCCUCCAGCAGACCAUCUGUCAGACAUCUCGAGGGCACUGUUGAAGUUCCAGUCUGUGUUGUGUUAAUCCCUUGUGUGCUUUCUUAUGGAGGAAACAGCCCGCCGUCCUCUGCCCCAUCACCACAUCGUGUUGUUCAUGCACGGUUUAUGAUAUUGCUGAAUCUGUGUGGUCAGACCUUCAAACCGACUAUGGCAGUGUGUGUGAAGGCAGCGUGCUGUGCUGGUGUGGAGAGGAAGCUUCUCAGGGUGCUGCUGGACAGCAGUACGAGCUGCACAAAGAUACAUCAACCAUUUGUUGGGAACUUUUAUGCAAAACGCCUUUUUAGCACCGCUUCUCCCUUUUUCUCAAGAAUAUGUGGGACAGUUAUACUUUGUAGUGCUCGUACAAAAGUCCACCCACUAAAGUUCACUGUGCCACUUGGGAAUAGGAAACUGGCAUUGACCGCCCGGAGCUACUGUGAUAUUGGUUCAUAUGCACUUUGCAGACAAACACUGCCUUCUUCAAGAUUUCAACCCAAAAGAUCUCAGAAUGUUCUACAGAGAAAGGAGAGCAUGCUGCCAGGAGGUGCAACAGGGUCAGUGUCAUUUGUGCGUCACAGAAUGACUGACACCCCUGUGUCCAGUGUGUCCCCUGCUUUUGUUGUGAUGAAGUUUGACCAAGAUGGAAAUGUAACAUCUUUUGAGAAGAAGAAAACUGAGCUUUGUCAGGAGCUUAGUCUUCAGGCCAGAGACCUCCGCUUUCAGCACAGCACAAGUCUCACUGCUCGAAGCAACUGCAUCAUCAUUAAGAUGGAGACUUUGAAAGCCAUCAUCACCCCGCAAUCCCUGUUGGUGUUGGAUUUCCGUGGUCUUGGAUUGGAGCGUUGGUUGGUACUGGAGCUGGCCCCUCAGCUAGCAUCGCAGACUCACUCCUUGCCCUUUGAGUUCAGAGCACUGGAGGCCAUACUGCAGCACAAGGUUAACAUGCUGCAAGCGCAACUGAAUGAUGUCGAACCAGUAAUGUUGGACACCUUGGAAUCACUUGUGGAUCCAAAAAUACUUUCUGCUGAUAGAAGCAAACUACAUAUACUGCUGCAGAACAGCAAGAGCCUGUCAGAGUUAGAGACGGACAUCAAAGUUUUUAAGGAUUCCUUGCUGAAGAUUUUGGACGAGGAUGAAAUCAUUGAGGAACUUUGUCUCACCAAGUGGACAGACCCAAGAGUUUUUGAGGAGAGUAGCUUGGGUAUUGACCACGCUGAGGAGAUGGAACUGUUGUUGGAGAAUUACUAUAUGCAGGCCGAGGAGCUGGGAAACAAGACCAGAGAGCUCAAAGGGUUGAUAGACGACUCUGAGAGUGUUAUCUUUAUCAAUCUGGACAGCCAUCGUAACGUGAUGAUGCGCCUGAACCUGCAGCUGACGAUGGGUUCCUUCUCCCUUACGUUAUUUGGUCUGAUAGGAGUGGCCUUUGGUAUGAAUUUGACAUCCAACUUCGAGGAGGACCCUCGUGUGUUUUGGCUGGUGACAGGCUUCAUGUUUUUGGGCAGCGGACUGAUAUGGAGACGGCUGCUGUCAUUCCUGGGACGACACUUGGAGCCCUCUGUACCGCCACUAAUCCCACCAGUUUGGAAGAGAAAUCUAAAGGCAUCAGACAUCAAGACAGGAGUCAGAUGAUGAUGAUGAAGAUGAUGAGGAGGAUGAUGAUGAUGCUGGUGACGAUGAUGAUGAACUACCUCUGCUACGUAAAAUGCCGCAGACCUCCUACAGACUCUUUAACCUUGAAGAUUACUUAAUUACCAUGGAACUCCUUUCUUCUCUCUUCUGAACACAGUCCUCAAAAUUCAUUGAGCUCCCUCUCCCUCUCACACAUACACAAACACACACACAGACACCUACCAUGCCCACACAAACACACACACACCCACACACACACACACGCACAGGUCAAAACUGCAUUCAAAAGUCUGCUGACUCAAAUAUGACAGUGCCCGUUUAGAUGUUCAUUCAUGACAUGUGUGCACACAAUAUUUCUGUGUCAUCUCUGGUUUGAGUGGGUGGAGGCGUUGGCCGUUGGCAGCAUUGGAAGGAGAUUAGAUAACAACUCAACUAACAUGUUUUCUACUCUACAUGCAGUAGUGUGCUCACUCAUUUCAGAGGUAAGAAAUAUUCUGGAAGAUUAAAUCCUAUUAAUUUAAUUUGAUGAAAUGUAAACCAAAUAAAUGUGUGACCUCUAUCGUGAAGUAUAAUUAAGUGUUAUUUACUCUAUGCUCAGUAUGUAAAUGUAGGAAUUCUUUGUUGGUUAAACUGGUCAAUGUAUAUAGAUUCCUGAAAUACUUAGUGAAGAAGAAAGUAACAGAAUAUUCAGGAAACUGAUGUGAUGAAGCUGAUUUGUGUAUUGUUUUAAAAUUGUCUCAUUUCAUUAAGUUUCUAAAAUUGAGAUUUACCCCCAAGGACUUUAACACUUAAUGAAUUCUUCCUUCUCCUUUUUCCAUAAAGCUGAUAUAUUCCACAAGCAUUUAUAUCUAACAGAACCUCAAAGACAACAUGUCAUCGUUAUUAGCAGACAAAGGUUGUUAUUCCUGAAUACUUGACCCUAAAAGUGUCAUAUGUAGUUCUGACAAACUAUAUAAAGUUGCCAACACCGUCCACUGAAGAAGUUGUUAAUUAAAACCCAAGUGGUCACUGUAGCUUAGAUGUACUAGCAGCAUACUGUAGUAUAUUGUCUGGUCUGUAAAAAAUCAGAAAAUGUCUCUCAGUGUUCUCCUAAGCCUGAAAUAACUUCAUCAAGUGUCUUGUCCCCAACACAGAAUAUUCAGUGUAGUGUCCUCAGGGAGUGAAGAAACCAGAACAAAUUCAUAUUUCUAGAGCUGGUUGCCAGGAAUUGAUCAUCAAAUUAACCUGUUCUAAAUAAAGGUGGCAUAGUUCACAAUUAAUCAAUGUGUCAUCACAGCUGUUGGUAGACUGUCUUAAGUUAUGAGGUUAGCAGAUGAUGGGGCACUUUUCAUGGUUAUGGAGUGAUGUUUACCCAAAAUGUGUAGUGAAUGGAACCAUGUGAAACCGUUCUUGUACUUUUAUUUGAUAUUAGAACAAAAAGGUAAAACUCAUUUUGAAUGUAUUCUGUCUUGAGUCAAGUGUGACUUAAAGCUGCUGUUGGUAGUCGUGAUAUAAACAUCAGUUCGGAGAGAGAUAUAGAAUGUCAACACUACCCAUUCCCAGCCAAUCAGGCCGACUUAGUCGGGGCUGCCGCCAGAUCAAGAAGGACAGAGGGUCAAAGAGUAGCUCUGAUUGGCCCGUCAUAACGAAAUUGAAGGGGAAUAAUAUUGUUUGAUACAAAUGCAUUGGAAAACACAGAGAUUUGGCCAUAAUCUCAAAUUACUUAAAUUACAGAUGAGUAAUUACUGAUAAGUACCCUGCUCCUACCAACUGCACCUAUGGUCACUCACUGUGACCAUAAUUCCAAGUGUUUAACCUUAACCCUAACCCUAUUCCUAAAUGUCACAACAACACAAAGGUCCUAGAAAUGUGGUCACAGAACUAUGGUCCUGAAACUGCAGGCUCUGGCUCUGCAGACCUGUAUCAUUUAUUUAUGUCCACUGUGUGGUUUGCUGUUAUAACCACUUUCUUCACUAGAGGGUGCUUUAUAUCUAGUCCAUCUUAAUACUCUCUUAGAAGCUCACUCUGGUUAGUCUCAAAUGAAACAAUAUGCAAUGCUAAUGUGUUAAUAUAAUUUGAUGCUUUAAGAGACCACUGUGCAAUAAAACGCUGCUUUGACAGUU
This is a messenger RNA of Notolabrus celidotus (New Zealand spotty), 3913 nucleotides long. RefSeq names its product magnesium transporter MRS2 (gene mrs2). The transcript is spliced from 13 exons. The record is from RefSeq and is a predicted model, not a curated record. NCBI's taxonomy places the organism in Eukaryota, Metazoa, Chordata, Actinopteri, Labriformes, Labridae. Gene Ontology annotation, molecular function: magnesium ion transmembrane transporter activity. The coding region runs from base 309 to 1811 and encodes 500 amino acids. Gene Ontology annotation, cellular component: mitochondrial inner membrane. Gene Ontology annotation, biological process: mitochondrial magnesium ion transmembrane transport.